CCCCAAGGCGGGCGGCUUCGGCGUGCUGCCGCUGCAAGCGCACGUACGCGGCCGCUGGGCCAAGUGGGGGGCGCGCUUUCUGUUGGGCGGCGACAACAUCCCGUGGGUGCACUUGGGCCGCGCCCUGCUGCACGGCGCCACGCCACCAGCCUCCGCGCCCCCCUUGGCCCUGUUGGAAGCCGACCCCGCGACGCUGGCGCCGCCGUUGGCGCGCCUGCGGGCGGGCCUGCUUGCGCUGGGCCCCAUGCACCAGCCGCCGCUGUCCGUGUCGCCGGGGGUUUGCUGCUACUUUUACCCCCUGUGGCGCAUCACCUCAGCCCGGCCCCCAGUCAGCGUGCUGGAGGACGAGCCGCCCUGCCGGGAGGCGUUGCUGGACCCAGGGGAAACGACGGCCGUGGCGGACGGCAAGUGGGCGGUGGCUCGGGCCGCCGCCGAGGCUGGCCGCUUCGGCACGGCGGUGGCGGCCGCAAUCAACGACGCGGCAGCGGCAGCACAGGCGUCGGCGCCACCAGCGCGCGGCCGCCCGUGGGGCCAGGGCCGGGCGGAGCCACUGGUCGCGGCCUUUGACUGCGUCGCCUGGGCGGGAAACAAGUGCCGCCUGCCGACGGUUGGGGACCUGCUGGCAGCGCUGGCAGCGGCGUGGGAGGCGUUUGAUGCUCGCGGGGAAAACAGGCGGCUGAUACCUGCAGCCGGCCAGGCCCGGACGUAUACGCUUGGCCAGCGGCAGCAACAAGCGCAGCGGCAGCACAGCAGCAGCAGCAGCAGCAGCAGUAGCAGCAGCAGCAGCACAGCGGCAGCAAUAGCGGCAGCGGCAGCAACAGCGGCAGGGGCAGCAGCAGCAGCAGCAACAGGGGUUGUACAACCAACAGCAACAACAGCAGGGGCAGCAACAACGGCAGCAGGCGCCGCAGCGGCGGCCGCAUCCUGA
Messenger RNA from Monoraphidium neglectum, 928 nucleotides. RefSeq lists its product as hypothetical. NCBI's taxonomy places the organism in Eukaryota, Viridiplantae, Chlorophyta, Chlorophyceae, Sphaeropleales, Selenastraceae. The record is from RefSeq and is a predicted model, not a curated record. The transcript has a single exon. The annotation marks the transcript as partial.